Molecule: messenger RNA, 4687 nt
Organism: Mangifera indica (mango)
Lineage: Eukaryota; Viridiplantae; Streptophyta; Magnoliopsida; Sapindales; Anacardiaceae
Exons: 27
Coding region: 206-4207 (1333 amino acids)
Source: RefSeq, a predicted model, not a curated record
UAUAGUGAAACAACUCUGUAAUUACUAAAGGAAAAAUUAUCGCUUCAAUAUUUGUUUUUUUUAUAGCAACUGAAAAGCCCUGACUUAACCAAUAACAGAAGCCAAUUGAAAUUACUGAACCCUAGCGACAAAAAUUUCCUCCCUCCAAAAUUUCAGUCUCAAUCUCUGAUGACAAUAAGCUGAACACAAAAACUAGUCAACAAUUAUGGUGGGGAUGACGAAAUCGUCCUCUAGAGAAACGUUCGCAAGGUUAGUAUUCUCGACCAAGGCAGCUUUGGACAUACCGUUAAAACUCGAUUGCUUGAGUCGUUUAAAGCAAGAUUUGAUCGAAGAAGAAAAUGUCAUUGUUAUUUCCGAAAUUCUGCCUCGUAUCUUUGACCUUCAAUCCGAUUCCUUUGCUCCGGUUCGCAAAUUUGUCACUGAGAUUAUUGGUGAAGUUGGAUUAAAACAUUCGCAAUUGUUACCCGAAAUUAUACCUGUACUUAUCAGUGUUCUUGACGAUUCUGCGCCAGCUGUAGCUCGACAAGCUAUCACUUGUGGACUUGAUCUAUUUCGUUCUACCCUUGUAAAACUUGCAAUCCAGGGUCUGCACUUAAGUGACUUGAACAAUUCCAUUGAAUCAUCUUGGACAUGGAUGUUAAAGUUCAAGGAGAAGAUAUGUUUGAUGGCUUUUCAGGGAAGUGGUGGGGUAAGAUUGCUAGCGUUGAAGUUUGUUGAAGCAGUUAUUCUUCUGUACACACCUGAUCCUAACGGCUCUCUAAAACCCUCUUCUGAUGAAGGAAACCUUGUGGAGUUCAAUAUAUCUUGGCUUCGUGGGGGCCAUCCUGUGGUUAAUGUUGGAGAUCUGUCAGUUGAGGCCAGUGAGAAGUUGGGAUUAUUGCUUGAUCAGCUUAGGUUCCCUACAGUAAGGGCUCUCACUAGCUCAGUCAUUGUUGUUCUUAUCAAGAGUCUUUCAGCAAUUGCAAAGAAGAGGCCAGCAUAUUAUGGGCGCAUUUUGCCAGUUUUACUUGCACUAGAUCCUCCAACUUCUGUUAUCAAAGGAAUGCAUAUUUCUAGUUCUCAUCAUGCUCUUAAAAGUGCCCUCCUCAGCUGCUUGAAAUGUACACACCCUGGUGCUGCACCGUGGAGAGAUCAUUUAGUUGGUGCCUUGAAAGAGAUGAAAGCUGGGGAGUUGGCAGAGCGAGCCCUAGGUCAAGUUUGCAAGACCAAUGGAAGUGUAGAAGACAUUAAAAAUGAUUCGUCAGUUAUUAAGGAAGAGAAAUCCUCCUUCCAGGCCUGUGAUGAUGUGCGCACUAACGUGGGAAGGAAAAGAUCUGGAGCAGAGGAUAGCAGUGAUCCAGAUGAAGAAAAUGAAGUGUCUGGAAAACGUGUCAGAUCAACACAUGGUGUCUCAGAAGAAUCAAGUAAAGAGUUGAAUAGGAAUAUUAUUGUGUCUCAGGACCACAUUCCAUCAAUUGGGUCUGCCUCUCACACAGUACAUGGUGAAACUGGGCCUGUACAGCAGCUUGUUGCCAUGUUUGGUGCCUUGGUUGCUCAAGGUGAAAAAGCCAUUGGAUCCUUACAGAUUCUUAUUUCGAGUAUUUCAGCGGACUUGCUAGCUGAGGUAGUGAUGGCUAAUAUGUGUAACCUUCCUCUCAACUGCUCUCAAGCUGAUGGAGAUGAAGAAUCAGUACUGGAAAUGACUAUAUUUGGCAGUGACACUGGAGUCAAGUAUCCAGCAUCGUUCUUGGCUGAUGUUCUUUCACUUUCAAGUAGUUUCCAGCCAAUAGCUUCACUGCUUGAUGAACAACGUUCAAUGGCCAAUGAUACAGUGAAACCGCAAAGGGAGAAAGAACUUCAUGCACCAGCUGUGGCUGAUGGCGCUGUUUCAUCUGAUGGCUUUACUCCCAGAGUUGAAGUUGCAGCUUUACCUACUAGUGUAGACGCUUCUUCUGAUGUUUUUCCCAAAAUGGAGAAUUCUGAUAUAUCAAUUUCUUCUGAUAACCAUGAUGUAGGAAAUAUAGAGAGUGAUAUACCUGGUCUGAAUUCUUAUGCUUGUAAUGAUGGUUUUUCAGAGACCCUUGUUACUUCCUCAUUGGCCACAAAUGAAAUAGAAGAUGGCAGUCAAGAACAAGUUACUGGUCAGAGGUCGCCGCUUGAUUUGCCAUCAGUAUCAACAGAUAGGUCAGACGAGAUUAGUCCAAAGGCAAUUACUACUGAUUCUAACUGUCUGAUUGCCUCAACAGCAACAUCUUUCACUUUGUCUUCUCCUUUUAACCUACCCAAGUUGUCAGCACCUGUUGUUGACCUUGCUGAUGAGCAAAAGGAUCAAUUACAAAACUUGUCUUUUUUGCGCAUUCUUGAGGCGUAUAAGCAAGUAGCAGUUGCUGGGGGUUCACAAGUCCGUUUUUCUUUACUUGCUUAUAUAGGAGUCGAGUUUCCCUUGGAGUUAGACCCAUGGAAACCACUACAGGAGCACAUCUUGGAGGAUUAUGUGAAUCAUGAGGGACACGAGUUUACAUUGCGUGUGCUCUACAGAUUAUAUGGAGAGGCAGAAGAGGAGCGUGACUUCUUUUCUUCUACAACUGCUGCUUCUGUUUAUGAAACGUUCCUAUUGACUGUGGCUGAAACACUUAGAGAUUCAUUUCCACCUUCAGACAAAUCUUUAAGUAGAUUGCUUUGUGAAGUUCCCUAUUUGCCAAAGUCAGUUUUGAAAUUUCUAGAGUGCUUGUGUUCUCCUAAAAAUGGUGGUAAGAUUGACAAGGAGUUACAGAGUGGAGACCGAGUUACUCAAGGUCUCAGUGCUAUAUGGAGCCUGAUCCUGCUGAGGCCUCCUUUACGAGAUGUCUGCUUGAGAAUUGCUUUGCAGAGUGCAGUUCAUAACUCGGAGGAAGUGCGCAUGAAGGCAAUACGUCUGGUGGCAAAUAAGCUUUAUCCUUUAUCAUCCAUUGCUCAACAAAUAGAAGAUUUUGCCCUGAAAAUGUUGCUUUCUGUAAUAAAUGUUGAUUCUUCAGAAAGAACAGAUGCCAAUGGAUCAACUACUGAAGCACUGAAGGAUUCUGAUUUGGAGAAACCAUCAAAUGAUCUUGUGUCAGUCAGUGCCACCGGUAAACACUUGUCCACCGAUACCCACCAGUCAUGCACGUCUCAGAGUGUAUCAUCCCUUUCAAUCCCAGAGGCUCAACAAUGCAUGUCGCUUUAUUUUGCCCUAUGUACAAAGAAGCACUCACUUUUUCACCAAAUAUUUGUUAUCUGCAAAGAUGCAUCAACAGCUGUCAAAGAGGCAAUCAAACGUCAUAUCCCAAUACUCGUUCGGACUAUGGGCUCAUCGUCUGGACUACUUGAAAUUAUUUCAGAACCUCCGAGUGGAAGUGAGAGCCUCCUAGUGCAGGUUUUGCAUACACUGACAGAUGGGACAGUUCCGUCGCCAGAAUUGAUAUUUACUAUUAAGAAGUUAUAUGAUUCCAAAUUAAAGGAUGUAGAAAUUCUAAUUCCAGUGUUGCCAUUCCUGCCGAGAGAGGAGGCCAUGCUGAUAUUUCCUCGUCUUGUCAAUCUUCCUUUAGACAAGUUCCAAGCAGCACUUGCUCAUACACUACAGGGGUCACCUAAUUCUGAUGCACGGCUCUCGCCAGCUGAAGUGUUGAUAGCUAUCCAUGGGAUUGAUCCUGACAGAGAUAGAAUUCCCUUGAAGAAGAUCACAGAUGCAUGCAAUGCUUGUUUUGAGCAACGACAGAUUUUUACCCAACAAGUUCUUGCCAAAGUCUUGAAUCAAUUGGUUGAGCAGAUUCCUCUACCCUUGUUGUUCAUGCGUACAGUAUUGCAAGCUAUUGGUACUUUUCCAGCGCUGGUGGAAUUUGUAAUGGAGAUCCUUUCUCGUCUUAUUAGCAAGCAGAUAUGGAAAUAUCCAAAGUUGUGGGUAGGGUUCUUGAAAUGUGCACACAUGACACAGCCUCAGUCAUUUAAUGUGUUGCUUCAGCUACCUCCACCGCAGCUUGAAAAUGCAUUAAAUAGAAUAGCUGCACUUAAGGCUCCUUUGAUUGCUCAUGCUAGCCAACAAAGUAUCCGCUCUUCACUUCCAAGGUCUGUGUUGGUUGUUCUGGGAAUUGCUUCAGAUUCCCAGACUUCAAGUCAUGCACAAACAAGCCAAGGACAAACUGGAGAUAUAAACAACUCUGAGAAGGAGACAAUGACAGACAAAUCCAAAGAAGAAUCAUCCUGUGCUUGUUGACAUGCCAAUGAAACGAUUCAAAUGACUGUAACAUCAUGCUUCAAAUCGGACAGUUGUUGACACCCAAAGGUGGAUCUGGCUCUGGCUAAACAAUCUGGAUUUCCUAGUUAUCAUAUUCAUGUGUGCCAACUCAAAGAUUAUCAAGAUACAAUCUUUCACUGUGUACAUUAGUGGGAGGGGGAAAAUGGAUUGCAGCAAUAUGCUAUAUUAUGCACACAUCAGAGUUACUGCUGCUGCUAUAAAGAUUGACAAUGUAGAGAUUUCGGGAAGCAUGUUUCACUAGGUGAAAAUCCGAAAGAGGGCCAGGUGGAAUGUUUGUAAUGCUGAUAAAUUUCAAGGUUAAAUGUACCAAGGUUGCUUUGAAACUAAGUUAGAAUGUUGUGCACUUAAACUGAGCUCUGUAGUUUUAUCCUACUUGUAUAAAUUGCCGUGGCAUGGCUCCUAAUAUGAAAUGCACACACAUGGUACUUUCUGUCUGAC